GUCACAUGACGUUGAGAUAGAUACACUAGUGUUUAAUUUGACACGAUGAUGUAAACCACUUUCCUGGCAGGAGUGACUGUUAAUAGUCAGCACUUCAAAAUGUCACAUCGGAAUCAUCGGACACUGUUCCGGCUCGGUGUCAUGGUGGCGGUCGCCGUUGUUUUACUGUCAUGUAACCGAGCUCUGGGCUUGUUAAAUUCACAACACACCUGGACAGAUAUGUCACAAAAUGGACAAAGCUACAUUGGCCGGGACCUUAAAUGGAUCGGAGAAGACCCAUUAUUGAAACAACGAAGUUUGAGAGGCGAUGGUAAUGUGGAGUGCCGUGACUUCCACACAAUGCCUAAUCUGACAGACAUCUGUAAGUUUGUGAACACGACAGACGACUGCCAGAUCGACGAAGGCUUCAUUGACUACACUGUGUUCGUGUAUUGCACUCUGGGUACUCUGGUUCCGCUGGCGCUAGUCAUACUUUUUCUGUGGUGGCUGUUCCUGUUUGUGGGUCUGGCGGUCACUGCAGAUGACUUUUUCUGUCCGUCACUGACUGUCAUAUCAAGGACCUUGAGGCUCAGUCACAAUGUGGCCGGGGUAACAUUUCUGGCAUUUGGAAAUGGAGCCCCAGAUAUAUUCUCUGCCAUCGCAGCUAUUGGCAGCGCCAAGAAUGGUGACGCAGGAAUGGCGGUGGGAGCUCUGUUCGGUGCGGGUGUGUUUGUGACAACUGUAGUUGCCGGGGUCAUCGCUGUUGUCUGCCCAUUCGAUGCCAUGCAGCGCCCGUUUCUCCGUGACGUCAUCUUCUAUCUGGCUGCUGCAUUCUGGACUUUCUACAUCCUCUGGAAAAAGACGAUAACAAAGUUUGAAGCAUUAGGGUUCAUAGGUCUGUAUGUGUUCUACGUGCUCGUGGUCGUCAUCGGGAGAUACAUCUACCAGCGAGGACGGCAUCGGCCCGAGGACCAGACCGUGAUAGUGCCGCCGCCAAGUGAGAAAUCACACAGCGAGGACUUGGGACAUGAGGACGAUGGUUCCCCCAAUUCUACAGUGUCUCUCAAUGCAGCAGAUGGCACCGCCUCAUCGCCAACGAAUCCCUAUAACAUUCAGGAGGAACUGUUGCAGGCCACGGUUUCCAUAGACACCAGAGGUCGGUCUCACUGGGGCUUGAGUCAAUGUCUAGGACCUGUACAAGUUGAUUGGUUACGCCAUGAAGCUAAUGAAAGAAGUCCACUACUAGAACAUGCCCAGGUUGAAAACUACACUCUACCAAAGAAGAGUUCUUCAGAAGGGGAGGACAACUCUGUUUUUAUGGAAUUCCUGGAAACUGUAAACCCCAUCGAUAUAGAGAACUGGCCUGACAAGAGGUUUUAUUCUAAAGGUUAUGAAAUUUUCAAGUGCCCGAUCAUGCUGAUGCUGAAGUUGACCAUCCCCGUGGUGGAUUACAGCAGCAACGACGACAACCACAACUGGAACAGACACCUCAACUCCCUACACUGUUUUACUGGGCCGGUGUUUGGAGUUUUCGCUACAAAAGUUGCGUUUGUGAAACUAAACGGUGUGUUCCCGUUGUGGGGUCUGGUAAUGAUCAUUGGCGGCGUCCUCGCCGUCUCAGUCUUCUGCGUCACCAGGAACACCGACAAGCCUCGAUUCCAUGCUUUGUUUGCCUACCUGGGUUUUGUUGUCGCUGUUGUCUGGAUCUACUCAGUCGCUAACGAGAUCGUCAACAUUCUGCAGACAUUUGGUAUUGUGUUCAACAUCAGCAAUGCCAUCCUGGGACUGACAUUCCUGGCCUGGGGCAACAGUAUAGGAGAUCUAAUAGCCGACUUUGCGAUGGCACGGCAGGGGUACCCUCGGAUGGGCAUCUCGGCCUGCUUCGGUGGCCCUCUCUUCAACAUAUUACUAGGCAUCGGAAUCCCCUUCACGAUUGGCACGUUUAAGAGAGGAGGAAGCUAUGAGCUGCGGCUGACGUUGGUGGAGCUGAUCCUGGCCGGCUUCCUCUGUCUCAGUCUCGUGUCCUCACUCAUCAUUGUGCCGCUCUCCGGGUUUCGAAUGUCAAGGCCAUACGGAAUAUUCCUCUUCAUCCUGUACGGGGUGUUCAUCACGGUGGCCAUGUUGGCUGAGACCAAUGUAAUCCAUGCCAACGUCUGAUGAGCUUUUGUAGUUGUCACCAUGACAACAGAUUACAUUGCAGUCAUCACCAUGACAACAAUUUCACAACCAUGUCACAGUUACAUUCCAGAUAGCUGUUGUUAAUGACACAGUUGCAUCUCAUUGGUUCUCUUGAGGUGUUGCCAUGGUGACAAGUAAGCAUGACAGAUAUCAAUCUACCCCUUUUGUUCUAUUUAGCCAUUAUCCUGGAUUAUACAGAGGGUGUAUAUAGCCUCGGUCAUAAACUGCCACUUAGUCUCUGAAAAAUAUAAUUUUGAUAGAAACAAUUCCCCUUGCAUUGGAAAGGAGCCCCAGUGAGAUGGGAGAUAGUGAACCUGAGGAUAUCUAGACUUGCUUCAUUUAGGGCAUUAUUAUUACAGAAAGGGCUUUAAGGAAGGGAAAUAAUAUGGUUCAGGGACUGAGACAGACUACCUAAACCUGUAUUGGAGGCUAUUGGUCUCCAAUCCUGUACGGGUCUCUUUUGGUUCACUGUGAACUUGUGCCUGUGAGUGUCCUGUAGGUGUCCUAAGAGCUUUGUUAGUUUCCUGUGAGUGUUUGGUUGACUGAGUGUCAUGUGUAGGUGUCCUGUGAGUUGGUUGGGUGUCCUACUAGUGUGUUGGUGAAUGCAGGUGUCCUGUGUGGGUGUGCUACUAGUGUGUUGGUGACUGCAGGUGUCCUGCUAGUGGGUUGGUGACUGCAGGUGUCCUAUGUGGGUGUCCUGUGAGUGUGUUGGUGACUGCAGAUGUCCUACGUUAUUGUCUGGUCUGUGUGAAUUUGCGUGUUGUCUGUUGAU
Molecule: messenger RNA, 2929 nt
Organism: Haliotis rubra (blacklip abalone)
Lineage: Eukaryota; Metazoa; Mollusca; Gastropoda; Lepetellida; Haliotidae
Product: mitochondrial sodium/calcium exchanger protein-like
Exons: 18
Coding region: 100-2136 (678 amino acids)
Biological process (GO): intracellular calcium ion homeostasis; monoatomic cation transport; transmembrane transport
Cellular component (GO): membrane
Molecular function (GO): calcium:sodium antiporter activity
Source: RefSeq, a predicted model, not a curated record